Molecule: messenger RNA, 1464 nt
Organism: Protopterus annectens (West African lungfish)
Lineage: Eukaryota; Metazoa; Chordata; Ceratodontiformes; Protopteridae
Gene: HENMT1
Product: HEN methyltransferase 1
Exons: 7
Coding region: 160-1254 (364 amino acids)
Biological process (GO): siRNA processing; RNA methylation; piRNA processing
Cellular component (GO): cytoplasm; nucleus
Molecular function (GO): RNA methyltransferase activity; O-methyltransferase activity
Source: RefSeq, a predicted model, not a curated record
CACUUAUUAGAGUAGAAUGUGGUAGGCUCCUUUCCAAGUAACCGUGCUCUCACUUUUGACACCGAGUGGAAAUCAUGCUGGUUUGGAAAUGAGAUUUGCAGUAAAAGAGCUGAAUAAAGAAUUGCAGCAUUAAAUGUUUGCUUCAAAAUUGAUCGACCCAUGGAUGAAGUAACAUUUUCACCUCCACUGUAUAAACAGCGACACCAGUUUAUUAAAGACUUAGUGUGGGAACACAAACCUAAGAAGGUUGCAGACUUGGGUUGUGCUGAUUGUUCCCUUUUAUGGAAAUUGAAGUUCUUCCGUUGUAUUGAGCUGCUUGUUGGAUUAGAUAUUGAUGCCAAUGUCAUGCAGGAGAAAAUGUACAGACUUUCUCCUCUUCCUGGUGAUUAUGUGCAGCCUAGGGAGCGACCUCUGAAAGUUGCCCUGUACCAGGGCUCAGUAACUGAAAAGGAUCCCUGUUUGUUGGGCUUUGACCUGGUAACUUGUAUAGAGAUAAUAGAACACUUGGAAGAGACACAAGUGGCUACGUUUACGGAUGUAGUGUUUGGCUAUAUGUCUCCAGCAAUGGUAGUCAUCAGUACUCCAAAUGCAGAAUUUAAUCCAUUGCUUCCAGGAUUAACAGGAUUUAGACAUAAAGAUCACAAGUUUGAAUGGACAAAAGCACAGUUCCAGAAGUGGGCAUUGGAUGCAGCAUAUCAGCAUGGUUACACAGUUAAAUUUUCUGGAGUAGGGGUGGGGCCUCCUGGAACAGAAGAGAAAGGUUUCUGCACCCAGAUAGGUCUCUUUACAAAGAAGGUUUUAAACACUGAUGACAGACAAAUAUCUGACAAAAAGCAGCUUGGACACUUAUACAAACCUGUUUUUGAAGUAAGUUACCCCAGUCUUCAAGAUAUGAAGUAUUUGAGGCAUGCUGUGAUUUUGGAAGUUACAAAUAUAUCAGACAACAUAAAGCGAAGUCUAAUGAAUAGUUGUUAUAAGAAGAAAAAAAACAGUUGUGACAGUGUUCAUAUCAGCUGCUUGGAAACCGGAUCUCAAACCAGUGACGCUAUUCUUGAACCAUACAUAAGUGACCGUGUUCUCUACAUACCAUUGGCAAGACUUCUUACUUUUCCUAAGCUGCAUCGUUUGUGUGAUAACAUAGAUAAACUUAAAGAAGUACUUGCUGAUAGAGCGGUUCUUUCAAAAGAUGGUUCCUGUCUCAUUGUUGUAAUUGAAAUAGAUGAGGAUUGGGACUGCUACACUUUGGAUGAGUAAAUUAGUUUUAAACUUUAUUUUGUCAUUAUUUGUAUUUUGCAGUUAAUGGAAAAAUGCUAACUGCAAAUAACAUUUGGAAAGUAGUAUAAUGAUCCACCGUUAUAAAACAGACCAAAAAGGACUAUUAAAAGAUUUAAGGAGAAGGCAUGACUUUACCCUCUGUCAUAUUUCAAAGUAAGGUGUAUGUUGCUUUUUGGGACUGCAUGAAGU